UCUGGCAGUAUGACCUCUCCUUAUGCAGCAGUACAGUUCUGCCCAGAGCGAACCUUUCAACGAUUGAGAGAACCAGCAGCAGCCUGUCUCUCAUGGGCUGAAGGUUCUUUCCUGGCCUCCAUGUCACAGGGCCAGGGCUCUCAGGGUACAGAUAUCCUCGGACAAGACGUCCUCAGCCAGCUGCUGGAGAUGCUGGACCAGUCUGCGCUACAUUCAAUGCAGCCUAUCGAGCUCAACUUUUCCGAGGGCUCUGCAGUCGGAUCGGCAUCUAAUACAAUACAGAUUAGCAUGGACUGCAUCACGAUGCGUGGGCCUGAGGAGCCACUUACAGAUUUCUCUGGGCGCGCAGGAGAAUUAGGUGGUUGUGGCUCCCCUCCCAGCAGAGGAAUGCAGUUGUCCGGGAUUAAUACCCCCCAUACAACACCACCCGCCCCCAUCUUCCUCGCAGUAAAGAUCGGGCGUGGUGCGCAGCAUGGCACGCUAACAUCCGUCCCUUGCCAGCUAGCAUUCGUGUUGAUUGAAAACCUGGAAACUGUGGCAACCUGCCAAUCGUUUGCUGCAAUGAUGCUCAUUAAACUUUGA
Molecule: messenger RNA, 582 nt
Organism: Sinocyclocheilus rhinocerous
Lineage: Eukaryota; Metazoa; Chordata; Actinopteri; Cypriniformes; Cyprinidae
Product: tumor protein 63-like
Exons: 5
Coding region: 10-582 (190 amino acids)
Source: RefSeq, a predicted model, not a curated record